AUGCUCGAUGAACUCGACAUGAAGCCAUUUGGGCUACUGCCUUUCGAUCACUAUGUGAUGGAUAAAUGGGACUCCGAAUCCCCGCUUGCGAAAACCCAACAAUUCCGCGCCCUUGUCAAUUCUUGGGUUCGUCUUGGUAAAGAGGGCCGCAAUAAAUACCCAAAUGGUCACGAGUUACUACCUGAUGAGAUUCCCUCUCAUGUACCUCAAGAUUUGAUGUCAGAUGAAGAGCGCGCAACAGAUGGUCAAACAUCACGAAUACUUUGGAUUCGGACGUGGUUCGGGCGAAAGGACGACCCGGCCAGCCAGAGCGCUGCCGACGCAGGAUAUAGGCGUAUCCGCUCAAUAACGGCCGAAGAUGAUCUAGAUGAUACUUUGGACAAAGAGUGCUUUUUCGACAGCGAAGAAUUCCGUUCUGAUAGCUCUUCGCCUGACGGGGGCGAAAUCCCCGUUUUAAUCGAUGGAAUUGCCUGCGGCACGCCAGGCUCUAUGCCAUCAUAUAUAAUCACAGCGUUAAUGAAGAAGCCAGAUAUGUUGGACGGCCUCUCAGAUCGGAAUUGGCCAACAGAACCCUUUCUAAAGUUACCUGAGCCAGAUAUUUUCCAAUAUCUCAUGAUCGUUGUCGCCGAUCGUAAGGCAUGCGAGGAAGAAUGGAUGUUGUUUUUGGCUGUGAAUCAUAAAGGAAGGGUUCUUCCAUUUCGAGUUCGGGAGAGGGCUUCAUGGACAACUCAACUUUUAUCCAAUUUUAUGAAUGGUCAGAAUUUGGAUGAGAAUACUGAUAAUCCUGAAGAGGAUAUUGAAUAUUACAUGCAUGAAGGAGAUGGUUGGGCCCCUUCUUCUGCGCCAUGA
Messenger RNA from Penicillium angulare, 849 nucleotides. RefSeq lists its product as uncharacterized. The record is from RefSeq and is a predicted model, not a curated record. Lineage: Eukaryota; Fungi; Ascomycota; Eurotiomycetes; Eurotiales; Aspergillaceae. The coding region runs from base 1 to 849 and encodes 282 amino acids. The transcript has 3 exons.